GUCGGUCGCGUAUCAUUUCCUUCUCCACGCUUCAUAACAGAGCACGCCGAAUAAGCUCCUUGUGACUUCACGCACUUAUAACGGUGUACAGCAGUCGCUAAAAAAACGCAAAGAGAAUGUUCAGAAAGCUUAUCACGUCCUUCGUUGCGGUUCUUGUUUUCACCAUCGCCUCGGUACUGUACAGUGGAACCUUUGACGUCCGCUCAUUGAACAUAGACAUCACAAAUCAGGCGGAGGAAACACCUGCAUUUUUAUCGAAUGAUUUCGUCACUGAAUUUCGUCGAGACUUCGCUGAAUUCCCGUCUACCUCUUCGCCCAAGACGGAGCUCCUUUUGCGCUUGACGGAGUUAGAGGACUCUGCCUUCGCCUCCAGUUCCUGCCCAUGCUCACUCUCCUCCAUGAGGUAUGCGGAUGUAUAUGAGAAACAGCUGAGCUCUACCAUCCCGUGGAUCAACCUCACCACCAGGCAGGCGCUGGAGAAGCAGCAUCCCAACUUCCCUGUCAAUUUGCUCAAAAACUUAGAUGAGAAGUGGUGCAGCCUGUUGCCUCUGCCCCAUCUAAUUAAGUGGCAUAACAUCUACUUCCAGUCUAUGAAGGUCUCAGACACCACUUACCUGCUCUACUCUGCUUUCUUUGAUAACCGAGAACUCACAGAUCUGCGGCCCUGUAUCCGGAUUCUGUCGUACACGAGAACAAAAUUCCCUGACGUUCCCUGGUGUUACAUCUGGUUUAACUCUACGGGGCCGCCCAUCGUCUCUCGCGUCGCUAGGACAGAAUACUUGGACUGGCAGGCAAGGUCAGAGACGCGGCAGAUGACCUUCAUGCUCACGUGCCCGAUACCCAAGGCCGAGGGUCACACGGUUCCCCUGGCUGUGUCUGUCAUCGCCCGGCCUUGCAUAACAGCAGGCACCUUACUGCAGGUAACGGGAGCGAUGGAGCGAAACGCAACGACGGCUUUCGAGGGAGGCGAGCCGGCGAGGGGAAGAGCGAGGAAGCCGGGAAAAGAGGGGGGCGCGCGGUGGAGCGUGGCGGUGUGCGGGCCGGCGCUGUACUACUUCCACGAGGACUUCUCCGUGCGGAUGGUGGAGUGGCUGGAGAUCCUACGGGCGCAGGGCUUCGCCAGGGUGUUCCUCUCGGUGACCGACGUCCACCCGAACCUCGAGAGAGUCCUGCGCUACUACGAGGCCCGAGGCUUCGUCGGGCUGGUGCGCUUCGCCUACCCCGAGCCCUACGUCAACGAGCCCAGCAUCCGCAGGCUUUGGUUCCUACUGGAGAAGCCGAAGAGGUACGCCAUGCAGAAAGUGUACUACACCGACUGCGCCCUCCGCCACAUGCACGAAUACCGCUUCAUCGCGCACUUCGAUCCCGAUGAAAUCCCGAUGCUACGGCGCCAUGAGACCUUCCCGCAGUGGCUCUCCGAUCAGCUGAACAGCCACCCCGUUCUGCCCGGCGACGAGAGAAAACAGCCUCCUGCCCACAAGUUGAUCUGGUACUACCACCAGAAAAACCUUGAACCUGCACCCUCUGCGGCGUCUCUCCCCGAGUACCUGUGGGCGAUGAGACACACCAAGAGGUCGCUGGAGGACAUGGCCGUGUCGACUGGGAAGACCAAGCCCGUUUACGACAUGGACUUGGCUACGGGUCUUUUCUCUCACGAUGUUCUCACUUGCGCUUAUGGAAAGUGCGAGGCAAAAUCCCGUACACGCAAAAGAGAUGAAGCUUAUCUCGCACACUUCAGGUACGACUGUGACGAUUUCUGCAAGCAACCCAACUCCACCGUGGAAGAAACGAUUCUCCUGAAAUACAAGGAUCAAGUUCUCCCUGCCGUUACGAAAGUUCUCAAGGAGCUUCAGCUGAUUUAGUACCUGUUUCUUCAAGAAGUUCUCUUAGUUUUGCCUUGAAAGUAAUUAGGUUCGCAACGCUUGUUGCAGCGAGGCAGUUGGAUUCAAAUCAGGGUCCGCAUAUGUGUAUUUAUAUUAUCCUUAUUUCAGUACAUAUCUAAUGUAUUUUCACACGUGUCGCAAAAUUGUAAAGUUUUCACAAGGGAAACAAGUUGUCAAGUUGUUAUUACGAACAGUAUCGCAGACUUAUUCAUGGCCACUCACAUACUGUGUUAGCAUAUAUCAGCGUCGACAAGUAUGAUCGUCAUACUCGUUCUUUUCCUCUAUAUUUAACCCACAUAAGUAUUACUCUUUCUGGAAGUACACCAAGAAUCUUUUCCUGUGAGUAAUACUUCACUGACGUUGUAAUUUAACCUUAGCAUCUAGGGGAAGAUCCUAAACUCUUUGGGCAAAGAAAAUGAUUAUUCGACCAAAAGUAAUAUAGAUUGAAUAAAUUUUAUUCAAUAGAGAAAUGCCCAGAUUCCCCGAACGUAGUGACUUUAAUUUAUAUAUAAAAAAAAUCUGGAAAAAAAUGUUAAGUCAACAUCCACUCCUUAAAAUCAUAAAAUCACUUCAGAGAAACAUCUCUCAAGAGGCUAAUUCCACAGUGCAAUCCCUGAUUAACAGUUCUAAAUAUGCAUAAAAAAGUUAUUACAAAAGCAUAAAAUUCCACUAAUCUAGGCUACAUCUUGUAACAAAUAUAUGAGGGUAUCAUACUUUGUCAAUUUUUUGUUCAUUAAGUCAAAUAUUUAGCUAUAAUUGAUCACGGACACACCCUAGUCCGGGAUCUUAACUAAAAGAAGUAAUUUCGUUGGCAAUGUGUUUACAAAUAGUAUUGAUGUGUACACUGUGGCAGACAUGUUUGGCCAAGGAUAAAAAAUACUUCAAUCGAUACCCGUUGUCUUAACUAUGAGCCCAUAACCAACAAGGACAGUAUAAAUCUAUGGAUGAGUAUCACGUCUGUUAUAACUACCAUUUUAUUUUGUUUAAAGUUUUAAGAUUUUUUAACACAGACUUAUACAGCCCAUGCAGCUAUUGUAUUCUUUGUAUUCGAGUUCUGUUAGUUCUGACCAGUAGUGUAUUCUACCGAAACGUAAAUUGACUGUACAGAGUUUCCGGUGUGACGUGAAUGUGUUUGCUUGCUACGAAAGUGACUAUCUUGGUUCCCGUCACCAAACCAGAGUUAAUGAUCUACUUAGCAAGGAGCCACCUAGCUCCCUAGCCUGUUUAUUACACAUAUAAGUUCAUUCUUAAUUCAGCCAUCCGUGUAUGGUACUGAGCAGCCGAUUCGUUACCCAAAUACCAGUUCAACUUUUUAACCCUCACCACCUAGCCGUGUACAUACUCGUUAUGGAACGGCGAUACUGUCAAACAAGCAUUCCCUUUGUGCUAUGAUAUAAAAUCUUGUUUUGUCUGUAAAUACGUAUAAACAGAUAUAUGACUGGUUAUACCCGUUUUUUUGUUUUUUUUGUUUCUUGUUUUUAUAAGGCAUCCAGUGGCUUAAAUUUCGGCUUUGCUCUCCUACCGUAGCCAUUGCUAGUAUAAAUAUGGUGCAUGCAAACGUGUUUUUUUAUUAUUGUUGUUACUGUUAUUAUUAUUAUUGUUGUUGCUGUUGUUUAUAUUAUUGUUAUUAUUAUUGUUUUUAUUAUUGUUAUUAUUUUAGAUCAAUCUAUUUUAUAGAUCUUCUUUCUAUGUUUUAUUAUUAUUAUUGUUGUUGUUUAUAGUAUUGUUAUUAUUAUUAUUGUUUUUAUUAUUUAUGUUGCUAUUAUUUUAGAUCAAGCUAUUUAUACAAUAUCUUCUGUCUACAUUUUUUUUCUGUUUAAUAAAGACGAAACAAAUAAAUAAUUUUCGUUCCUUUUAUAAGCAUUUAAUGAAUAUUUUAUUUGCUCAUAUUUUAUUGUCACACUUCACUGUGCCAUUUAUUUAUUCAUGAUUCAUUCUUGUCUAUUCAUUGUAAUUUAUCUAUCUAUUCUACACUAUUGUUUCUUAUUUUCCCUCUCAUACUUACCAGCUUUUUUAUCCUUUUUGUUCAUUUGAGAACAAUUGCAAAAGAUUAAUGAGUAAUAAAAGUAGUUGAAUGUAAUCAAUACAUGAAAUACAUUCCCGUGAUUAAUAAGAUAGCAUCGGCCUACCCCCCCCCCCCUAAUUUAACUCAGAAGGGGGAGAAAACACAGACAAACACAGGGUCUCAAAAUAAUAAUAAUAAUAAUAAUAAUA
Molecule: messenger RNA, 4097 nt
Organism: Penaeus monodon (black tiger shrimp)
Lineage: Eukaryota; Metazoa; Arthropoda; Malacostraca; Decapoda; Penaeidae
Exons: 11
Coding region: 117-1862 (581 amino acids)
Source: RefSeq, a predicted model, not a curated record